GCUCUUUCAAUCCAUUUUCAUGGCUUCUCAAAGCUGUAACCAACAUAACGUGGAAGCACUUGGAGAAGAGUUGGAGAACCUAAAGAAACAGAAUGAAGUGCUUAGGUUCCUGUUUGAAGCAGUGAGCAACCAGUGCAUCAUCCUCCAAGCCCAUUUACAGGAACUGAGUUAUACUAGAGGAAACAUGAGCUUGGUUCAGCAUCUUGAUUCCUACAAUAAUGACUCAAACAAGAGACCAAGAACUGAGGUUUCCAUGUCUAAGCCUUCCCAAAUCUUUGUCAAGACAAACCCUAAGGACAAGAGUCUAAUUGUUAAUGAUGGAUUUCAAUGGAGAAAAUAUGGGCAGAAAGUUACCAAAGAUAACUCGUCCCCUCGAGCUUAUUACAGAUGUUCCAUGGCUCCCUUUGGAUGUCCAGUUAAAAAGAAGGUUCAGAGAUCCAUGGAGGAUAAGUCGUUUCUUGUCGCAACAUACGAAGGAGAACACAAUCAUGGUGUUCAAUAUUGCUUACGGGGAAAAUCUUUGUCACCUCCGGUAAUGGAUGAUAAUCCAUUCAGACUGCCAAGGACAAAGGGAAAGGCCUUGGACCUUAAUCUCUCAGGGGCCGAGGUUGAAAAUAGGAGCAAUGGCGGUGAGAACAGAAUGUUGGACCAUGUUACAUCCCUAGCAAAAGAUCCUAACUUUAUCAUAGCCAUAGCUGCUGCGGUUGCGAGGUCGAUCACUGAACAAUCUAAACCACCAUUGCUGCAAACCGAAAGAGAACCGUAAUUGAAGACAGUUGUAGUUUCUGUUGUGCACAAGAUAAUUUUGCAUGUAACAGGGAUCAUUGUUUUGCAAA
This is a messenger RNA of Rubroshorea leprosula, 836 nucleotides long. Lineage: Eukaryota; Viridiplantae; Streptophyta; Magnoliopsida; Malvales; Dipterocarpaceae. The record is from the annotation of a GenBank genome assembly.